UUUGAGGCAGUUUGAGUGGACGGGAGACAACCGGGAAAAUCGGUCUGUCUGCAACAUUCGCUUCUUGGUGCGCCUUGCGAACGGUUGUGGUACUUUUCCGUGCGCGGCUCUUUUGAUCAACCAUGGCUCCCGUUCUCGGCUACUGGGACAUUCGCGGGUUGGCACAGCCUAUCCGGCUGCUGCUUGCACAUGUCGAUGCCAAGGUGGAGGACAAGCGCUACUCGUGCGGACCCCCUCCGGACUUCGACCGCAGUGCCUGGCUCAAGGAGAAGACCACGCUUGGCCUUGAAUUCCCCAAUCUGCCCUAUUACAUUGACGGUGACGUCAAGCUCACCCAGAGCAUGGCCAUCCUGCGUUACCUCGCCAGGAAGCAUGGUUUGGAGGGCAAGACUGAGGCCGAGAAGCAGCGAGUUGACAUUGUUGAGCAGCAGUUUGCGGACUUCCGCAUGAACUGGGUUCGUCUCUGCUACAACCCUGACUUCGAGAAGCUGAAGGGCGACUACCUGAAGAACCUGCCGGCGUCCCUCAAAGCUUUCUCCGACUAUUUGGGAAGCCACAAGUUCUUUGCUGGUGACAAUCUCACUUACGUUGACUUCAUUGCCUAUGAGAUGCUUGCCCAACAUCUCAUCUUCGCGCCCGACUGCCUGAAGGAGUUUGCCAACCUCAAGGCCUUCGUUGAUCGUGUUGAGGCUCUUCCUCACGUUGCGGCCUACCUGAAGUCGGACAAAUGCAUCAAAUGGCCUCUCAACGGUGACAUGGCCAGCUUUGGCAGCAGGCUGCAAAAGAAGCCAUGAACAGAUUUUCAUUUCUUUCAUUUCGAACAUGGUUUGAGCAAUAAAAUAAGCAUUUAAUUUUA
Messenger RNA from Dermacentor silvarum, 856 nucleotides. Its product is annotated as glutathione S-transferase Mu 5. The record is from RefSeq and is a predicted model, not a curated record. Lineage: Eukaryota; Metazoa; Arthropoda; Arachnida; Ixodida; Ixodidae. Gene Ontology annotation, biological process: glutathione metabolic process. Gene Ontology annotation, molecular function: glutathione transferase activity. The coding region runs from base 123 to 794 and encodes 223 amino acids. The transcript is spliced from 7 exons.